AUGCUAUCAAGUGCAGAGAACACGGAUAGAGCCUACUCUGCAGGUUCGGCCUCGCUGAGCGCGGCGCAGAAGUCGAAGAAGCCGCCAAAUACCGCCUUCCGGCAGCAGAGGCUGAAGGCCUGGCAGCCCAUCCUGUCGCCGCAGAGCAUCCUCCCACUGCUAAUAUUGCUGAGCGGGGCGUUUGCGCCAAUCGGGAUUGCGCUGAUCAUCAGUGCAAACAACGUGCAGAACCUGGUGAUCGACUACAGCCAGUGCGGCAAGCACGCCACGUCCGAAUACACGCCCAUCCCCGAGAACCUGGUGAGCUACCACUUCCGGACGUCCAUGUCCGAACAGCCUAAGUGGCGGCUGCAUUCCAAGAAUGAGUGCGAGCUAGAAUUUGAGAUCCCCAACGACAUAUCGAGCUCGGUGUACAUAUACUACAAGCUGACGAACUUCUACCAGAACCACCGCAAGUACGUGCAGUCCUUCGACCUCGACCAGCUUAAGGGCAAGGCUGUUGCACCAGACAAGCUGUCCGACACGUGCCACCCGCUCUCGACUAAGGACGGCAAGGCUGUCUAUCCCUGCGGCCUGAUCGCCAACUCAAUGUUCAACGACACCUUCACGCCGGUCCUCCGGGGUGUCAACGGCGUCCCCGACUACGAGCUCAGCAACAGGAACAUCGCCUGGCACACAGACCGCAACAGGUACAAGAAGACCAGCUACAACCCCGCAGACAUCGUGCCGCCCCCCGCCUGGCACGACCGUUUCCCCGAUGGCUACAACGACACCAACCUGCCUGACAUCUCUACGUGGGAGGAGUUCCAGGUGUGGAUGCGCACUGCAGGCCUGCCGCGCUUCUACAAGCUCGCUCUCAAGAACGAGCGCAAGCACCUCCUCCACGGCACCUACCGCAUCCGCAUAGGACUCAACUAUCCGGUCGAGAUCUUCGGAGGCACCAAAUCCUUUGUCCUGACCACCAACAGUAUUAUUGGGGCCCGCAAUAUGUCGCUCGGUGUGGCCUACCUGGUCGUCGCCGGCAUCGCGCUUCUCUUUGGCAUUGUCUUUCUUGCGAAGCUCAUCAUUCAACCCCGCAAGCUUGGCGACCACACCUAUCUCAACUUUGAGCCGCACAGAGAGCCCUCCACUGGCGUCCCACUUGCUCCACAGCUACGUGAGAUGCUAUGA
This is a messenger RNA of Eremothecium gossypii ATCC 10895, 1170 nucleotides long. Its product is annotated as CDC50/LEM3 family protein. The transcript has a single exon. Bases 1 to 1170 code for a protein of 389 amino acids. Gene Ontology annotation, cellular component: Golgi apparatus; endoplasmic reticulum; plasma membrane. The record is from RefSeq and is marked provisional. NCBI's taxonomy places the organism in Eukaryota, Fungi, Ascomycota, Saccharomycetes, Saccharomycetales, Saccharomycetaceae.